GGUUAAGGCGAGGUACCCCUUUGCUCUCUCCUGCGCAGGCGCGAUUGUGCCCAGCGGCCUGGCGGCGGCGGCGAAAAAUGUCCCCAGGCUAGGUAUUCUGCUUGUCUCCAGUGCGGUCGGCCGCUUGGAGUCCCCGUCGCGGCGGGCUCAGGUGCCUUCUCCAGAAGGGGCGGCAGGGAGGGAGAAAUGGCCACAAGGUUGCUGCCAGCCCAUGUUCAGAAUGAUUUCAAGUGCUUCUCUCGUUCGGCCACUGUGCCUCAUCUUCCCGGGGGCACAGUGCUUCCUUCACAGAAGGAGUCUGUGACGUUCAGGGACGUUGCCGUGUUCUUCAGCCAGGACGAGUGGCUGCGCCUGGACUCUGCACAGAGAACCCUGUACCGGGAGGUGAUGCUGGAGAACUACGGCACCCUGGUCUCGCUGGGAAUUCUCUUUUCCAAACCAAAGGUUAUCUUCCAGUUACAGCAAGGGGAAGACCCCUGGAUGGUGGAAAAUGGAGUUUCUCAAGACCCACGUGUAGGAUGGGAGAGCUUGUUUGAAACUGCAGUUUCUGAAGAAGACAAUCAGGAAGUAAUGAAUAAACUCCGAGGUGACGGUCCUUUUGACUUCAAGUUGGGGAAAACCUACAUAAACGAGGACAAGCUAGAGAAGCAGCAAGGCAAAAAGAACAAACCUUUCAGGAAAGUUUUAGUUACCAUCAAGAAUACAUACCUGAGGGAGAAGAGCUUUAUGGGUAUUGAGCUAGGGAAAAAUCUCAGUCUAAAGUCAUCCCUUAUUAGAAAACCCAGACUCGUUUCCAGGGGAAGGAAACCCCAUUCACAGCAGUAUUCCAUUCUGUUUAAACAACUGGGAGUCAACACGGUUCGCAAAUGUUACAAAUGUAACAUCUGUGGGAAAAUCUUCCUCCACAGUUCUUCCCUGAGUAAACACCAGAGAAUCCACACUGGAGAGAAGCUCUAUAAAUGCAAAGAAUGUCGUAAAGCUUUCAGCCAAAGCUCGUCUCUCACUCAGCACCUUAGAGUUCACACAGGAGAGAAACCUUACAUAUGCAGCGAAUGUGGGAAAGCCUUCAGUUUCACCACCUCUCUUAUUGGACAUCAGAGAAUGCACACUGGAGAGAGACCCUAUAAAUGCAAUGAGUGUGGCAAGACAUUUAAAGGAAGUUCAUCCUUGAAUAAUCACCAACGGAUUCAUACUGGAGAAAAGCCCUAUAAAUGUAAUGAAUGUGGGAGAGCCUUUAGCCAGUGCUCCUCUCUGAUUCAGCAUCACAGGAUUCACACUGGAGAGAAACCUUAUGAAUGUAGUCAGUGUGGGAAAGCCUUUACCUCAAUAUCGCGGCUAAGUAGACACCAUAGAAUUCAUACUGGAGAGAAACCCUUUAAUUGUAACGAGUGUGGGAAAGUAUUCAGUUACCACUCAGCUCUUAUCAUACAUCAGAGAAUUCACACUGGUGAGAAACCUUAUGCAUGUAAAGAAUGUGGGAAAGCCUUCAGCCAAAGCUCUGCUCUGAUACAGCAUCAAAGAAUUCAUACAGGAGAAAAACCCUACAAAUGCAACGAAUGUGGGAAGGCUUUCUCCUGGAUUUCACGGCUUAAUAUACACAACAGAAUCCAUACCGGAGAGAAACCAUACAAUUGUAAAGAAUGUGGAAAAGCCUUCAGUUCCCACUCAGCAGUUAACACUCAUCGAAAAAUUCAUACUGGAGAGAAACCUUAUAAAUGUAAUGACUGUGAAAAAGCCUUCAACCAAAGCUCAGCUCUCAUUCAGCACCAGAGAAUUCAUACUGGAGAGAAACCAUUUAACUGUAAAGUAUGUGGGAAAGCCUUCAGACAGAGUUCCUCCCUCAUGACACACAUGAGGAUUCAUACAGGAGAGAAGCCUUAUAAAUGUAAAGAAUGUGGUAAGGCUUUUAGUCAGAGCUCAUCCCUUACCAAUCACCAGAGGACACACACUGGAGAGAAACUAUAAAUAAAACGCAUGUGGAAAAUCUUCCAACUGAAGUUCAUUUCAUACUAAAUUUCAAAAACUUCAUCCUGGGCAGAAAGUGAUGAAGGGUAGUUGAUUGUGAGUUAAACUUCAGAAUUUAGACCUCCUCAAACGAGACUUCAUGAUGCAGGUAACCUUAGGUAUAUUAGGAAAGCCUCUAUAAAAUGUUAUCCCCCCCCCCCCCCAUAGCUUUUCAAGUAGAGAGUUUGUAAAGUUCUUUUCUCUUCUUCCUGGGGAUAUUGUGACGAGAGCCCCCCCAGCUUUCGCAAGCGUCACAGGGAAGCAUGUUGAUUUAUGUUGAAGUGCAGCCAUAAAAUCCAGACUUUAGAUUAAUGGAGGAAUCUAUUUUUUUGAAACUACAUUUAAGUGUUAUGGAAGCCAGUUAUGCUCAGAACAAUGUUUUGGAGAAGAAAUGUAAGCAGGUGACCUGUACUACCUCAUUGUCGCUAAAAUGUGUUUUUUAAUAGUUUCAAAGAAAAUUCUGUACUUGGUCGUUGUGGAAACUUUUGUGUUGUUUCUUUUCUGCUUUCCAGACCAUUUACCUGAAAAGCAAAUCACUCUGUAAACUCUGCGGGCACACAGUCCUGUGAGUUUUCUCCCUAUUUGUUCCAAGCUCUGAAGCAGAUCUAAAAUCAUUUUAAAUCACAAAAUGCAUGGUAUUUCACUUGGUUUUAUCCGAAAGUGAUUACCUGAAUUAAAGGUUAUUCAGACAA
This is a messenger RNA of Acinonyx jubatus (cheetah), 2696 nucleotides long. RefSeq names its product zinc finger protein 879. The record is from RefSeq and is a predicted model, not a curated record. Bases 187 to 1965 code for a protein of 592 amino acids. Gene Ontology annotation, molecular function: RNA polymerase II cis-regulatory region sequence-specific DNA binding; DNA-binding transcription repressor activity, RNA polymerase II-specific. The transcript is spliced from 6 exons. NCBI's taxonomy places the organism in Eukaryota, Metazoa, Chordata, Mammalia, Carnivora, Felidae. Gene Ontology annotation, biological process: negative regulation of transcription by RNA polymerase II.